Molecule: messenger RNA, 11509 nt
Organism: Anarrhichthys ocellatus (wolf-eel)
Lineage: Eukaryota; Metazoa; Chordata; Actinopteri; Perciformes; Anarhichadidae
Gene: tasor2
Product: transcription activation suppressor family member 2
Exons: 19
Coding region: 1895-10285 (2796 amino acids)
Biological process (GO): negative regulation of gene expression, epigenetic
Cellular component (GO): nucleoplasm
Source: RefSeq, a predicted model, not a curated record
ACCUUUAGUCAUUAAACAUUAAGCCACGUGUAAUGGCUAACCUUAAAUAUGUUUAUUUAUUAGUGGCACAGGGUUUGAUGUCAUAGAUAUACUUUUUUGUGUGUAAAUAUUCCCAUUUGAUUCAUGUAUCUCUUCAUUUGUAUAUCAAAUCCUUUAUGUUAAAGAAAUAGUGGAAAUAGGAACUGCUCUUAAAUGCCACAAGAGGAACCUCAAACAUAUCCUUAAAUGACAUUAUCCAGCUUUCAAACUCAUUUCUUCUUCCUUCUUUUUACACCAGUACAAUGCGUUCCGUGAAAAGAGACGGAAAUUUGGUUAUUCAGAGGAGGAGCUGAAGGAAUCUUACGGCUUUUUGCUGUUUGAGGAUAUCAACCAGGGCAGUAGUGUCAACCAGUAGUGAGGUCACAGCGACAUGUUACUACAGAGAGCUCCACCACCACCAACCUACAGGUCAUAUUACUACGCAGAAAACAUCCAAGUAAACACUUAGAAACAACAACUGUUGUAAAAUAUAGCAUGCAUUUACUUACUAGUCACUUGAUUCAAAUUAAAAUAAUUACAAUAAGCUGUUUUAUUUAAAGUUAUUACCUUUGUUCGUGCAUGCAGCGGUCCAAAGUAUCUGCAAUGUAGAUCGAGCUAAAGAGAGGUCCAUGUUGAGAGUCUGGUUCGCUCCUGCCUUUGAAAGUGAAAGCAAGUUUAAAAAGCUACAUGAAUUAUAAAAAUGAAAGUGGAAGACUUUCUGCCGUGAAACAGAAACUAAAUGUUGGCCCACAGGAUAUGAAUUGUGUUGAAAGCAGAAAGACAAUGAAUACAGCAUUUGUUUUCUGUUUCCCAGUAGCUGUUUCCUUUAACUGUGAUAUGAAUUCCUAUGAUGCUUUGCUUUAUAACUUCACAUUUUAAAUGUUUCCUCUCAAAUAUUUUGUCUAUUAUCCCUCAAAACACUGUGAUAAGUGUGGAAGUUCUCAGGUGUAAAUCAAUGGCCAAAGUCCUUGUUUUUCUGUAAAUGUUGGUGUGAAACUGCGCACGAGACCAAGAGCUCCACUGUGUCACAUGUUGUUGAAUGUAGCAGCGUUGCACGGGGUUAAGUUAGGUUGUGCUUCACAUCCAAUGUCUGUUCUUGCCUGUACUCUGUUUAAGUUCCUGUGACAGACUUCCUCAAAUACCUUCACAUAACAGACGCAUUUCUUUUUGACGUUACGACUGCAUUGCCUAAUGGCCGAAAGAGACAUUUUGAAAGGUUACACAGUCAUUUUUUUUUUUUUCUAUUAUGUCGUAACUUUCUUCACUUUGUCAGCAGCACACUGCUAGCGGGGGACUAUAACAGACACACCAAACCUGUCUAACCAGGUUGUUCAGCCGCCGAUAUUCAGACUUGCAACCUGAGAGAAUUUACCUGAAUGCGACCUGUUGUCAAGUUUCUUAUCUUUGCUCACUGUGAAUGUAUUAUAAUAAAACCUUCACCAAAAUCCUAUCAUCUGGUGACCAUUAGAGGUACGGUCUGCUGCUGGGAGAUUACACUUUCUCCUUGUGGAAUCAAUAAAGUUUGAUUUGCCGUGUGGAAACUAAGAACUAAGUGCGUGUAAAGUUUUCACUCCUCGUCGACUUUCUUUUUUAUCUUAAAAUCUGUUAUUGGUGAGCGUAAAGAAAUGUAUGUAUUAUGUCUUAUUAAAAACUGUACAAAGAGCUUAAUGUGACAUUGUUUUGAGUUCACCUCUAGCUGCAGUGGGUUCAGAUCGCUGGUAAUGGUGUGGUCCUUGACAGCCGUGACACAUUUGUCUUUCCGGGUGUGGCCUUGCUGCUCUGAGUGUCAGUUGUUUGGAAAAAUCUCUUUCGUGACCAUUCCUGUAUUUAUUUUUAAGUGAAAGUCUUCUGUGUUUACUCAGGUGUUUACAUAUCAAUGUACUCUGACUGUCUGGAUCUUAAUCGCUGGUAUCAUGGGAAGUCUGGAUACAUUGCCAUCAUCAGGCUGUCAAAGGGUAGAGUUAAACAAGUUUUAGAGAACUACACCCAGAACUUCACUGCACCCACUGUGGGAUUUGACUGCCAUGUGUCCGAACAGCUGCCCUCGGUAUCUCCCAAAACCAGCUCUUUCCUUGCCUUUGAGAGAACUCAGUAUUACAUGUAUGAGCUGCUAGAUGAUGGAAGCAAUGUGACAAUUCAAUCGCCCAGCGCUGCCUGUCCUAUUGCCAUUGUGUCAUUUUCAUAUACGGAUACCAAAGCAACACUUGAAGCACCACAGGAGAAAAGUGAGGAGAAAAAACUCAUUCAUCAGUACUUUCCGUGGAGGGGCCAGCUUCAAAUAGGCCCACAGGUCUAUGAUGUUGGGCUGCGAUCUACAGCAGGGGCCUUGAUCCCUGUAGUGCUGCCACCAGUGGUUAAAAUAGACCGAGCCAUUUCCAUGUUCAAUCUGCGACAGCUGCUGCCAAGGGCUGCCUUUGAAACCUGCUUUUCUGGUGAAGUCUUUCUGGAUGGCUUGUACUGCAGUCUGUGUGAGUUGGUUUCUUCUGAGGUGGAAGAAACUCGCUCACUCUCUCUACUUCUGCAGGAGAUCAAGGAGAACGAUCUUGCUCUCACCAUUCAGCUGAAUGAUGGUGGUUUUCUUAUCCUGUUGCACUCCACCCAUUUCCUCACAUAUGAUGAUACUGGGUCCAGUGUGACUGAUGUCCUGCAAGGCAUGUUUGUGUUUCCAGACUCACAAGUCAUACAGAGAGACACUAAAUUUCGGGAGAAAAAGCUUGCCAUCUCAUCUGAAAUCCUGCAUGUUCUACCGGUGCUGAGUUAUGCAGAGGGUGAAGUUGAGAAAACACCUAUUGACCCAAGUGAAGAGCUCUGUGAAGUCUUGGCGCAGCAUAUGCAGACUUACGCAUCACUGAUAAAUCCUGGGUUGGCAUCAAGUCCCACGAGGGAAGUCAGCAUCUUUCCUGAUCAGUAUGAUGUACCAGAUGCCCACAAGCACCUCUACUCAUCUCCGGAGUGGACCGACAAGGCAUGGCAGAGCUUCAGGUCAUACCUGAGCAAACCAGAGUCUUUUCAACUGCCACUGUCCAAGGCUUCAGAAAUCCUGGCGGCUGGACAAGAGGAGAGAAUGGAAGACUUUGAUGAUGAUGUCUACAUCUGUCUAUCAUCUCCUGAAGGGCCACCAGUCAAACCUGUUGGCAUAGAGUCAGAAGACCAGUUGACAGGCCAGACAUCUCCUGUAAACAGUGAAACACCUGCGGACACUUGUAUAACAAAUGUGGGAUCAGAAGUUGAUUUAAAAACUGUGCCUCAAAGUGUUGUACCAGAUGAUGUGCAAGCUGGAGAGGCCACCAAAGACAUGAGCAAAUCUAAUCUGAGUGUGCUGAUCAAAGCUGAUGACACGGGGGCAAAAAAUCUCCUGACCCCUUCGAUAUCAGAUGACCUUCCUGCAGAGCUGAUUGUCAGCAUCACUUCGGCAGAGCAAACUGUCACUGGUGAGGGUUUAAGUAUGAUCAGUACUGUGUCUGCCACAAAGCAUAAUGACUUUCAGCUUUCUGGUUUUUCAACAGCCAAAGGAGUGAACUGUCUGCAUGAUGAGAGUGUUGCAACCACAAAGGUUUUGGACUGCCCUGAGGUCACAAAUCUCACAAAAACAAAACGGAGGAAACUACGCAGGGGACAUUACAAAAGUCGGAAAAAGGUAUCUAAAGCUUGCAUUAAAACUCGCAGUUUAAAAAUACCAGUGGAGGAUGACAACUUGAGUCGGAAGAAAUACCAGGCAAAGAAACCAUCAGGUCAUCCUUCAAAUAGUGAUCGGAGGAAAGUACAAAUGCGAAAGUGCAAAUUUAGACACCUAUCAUCAAAAACUGGAAAGGUGAGCUCCGCUUCUGUUGGAUUAGCAGUACCAGAGGAGAAAAAAACAGACCCUGAACAGCAGAGCUUGGAAAGCACCAUUUUUAUGGACUUUGAAGCGAGUCCUCUGAGAAAGAAAACGGAGCGCUGGGACUUAAAGCCGAUCAUCAGCGAAUGUGGAAGAAUCUUGGUUCCUCAUGGCUCUGUAGAUUUUGCUGAUCAGAUUAAGUCUUUAAAGGAGAAAUUUCAAUCUACAAAAGAUGAACAGUGUCCUGAAAAAAUGUUGGUGGAUACCUCUGUGAAUGCUCAUGACUCGGACAAAAUGGUGCAAGAGUCCAGUCCUACUUCGGAGACAGCAGUGGGCGAAACAGAGGCCACAACAUCCAAGGAUGGAAGGAACCAUCUUCAACAUGUCAGUGAUGUUAAUCCUGAACACAGUAUUUUAGGACCGUCAGAUGAUGGCUGUGGUUCAUUGACUUUGAAUUCAGAGAGUAGUGAGCUUUUUUCAAAGACUGAUGGAACAGCAACUCCUCCCUCAGAAGCAGUUAAAGGAAAACGCACUGAUACCCUCUCCCCAGGAAAGAUUGCCAAAAAGGGUGAAUUUCUGUUGAGUAAAUUAAAAUCAGUUCUUCUACGAGGAAAGAGAAAAAUUGAUCUCCUUGUGUCAAAGGAAACAACGGCAGAUACUGCCCAAUGCACGGAUCCCUCUUUGAAGAAGGGCAAAGUUGACUCUCACUCUGGGAACCUGAAGAGUAAUUAUGCAAUUACAAGUGUCCAGGACACCAACGUGUGUGUCAAGGAAGUUUCAAAGAUGCUGUCAGUUGACCCUAUUUUUGCAUAUGCAUUAGGUCUGACCCCUAGAGAGACGGCAGAUAAGAUACAGAAAACUGAUGGUCGGGAUACUCAACCAGAGCAAACCAUUUUAGACAAACAACCUCAAAUCCUACACAGGCCUUCACCAAUCUUUGCGCGAAGGGGAAGGAUUAAAACGCUCAAAAAGCAUCAAGGCAUCUCUACAGAAUAUGUUAAAAAGAAAUGGUGGUUGCAUUUUCAAACCCCAGCUUGUUAUGCCAGUGAAAAACUCAAAUUCAAAGAGUAUACUAGGGAUAAUUCUGUCAGGAAGACUGUUAAGGAAAAAAUUAACAGUGCUUGCUCAUCUACAGAUGCUUUGAGCUUACUUGCUGACUUGGCACUCAGUGCCAGUAAUGACCAGGUUCCACCACAACCUGACCCAGCACUUGAGAGAAAAACUGAGACAAGUUUGAAGAACUGUGACCUUUCGAAAGAUCUUACCAGUCCUGAGCAAGAGUCAGUUCUUCAUUCUCUGCUUAGACAGCCUGCUGCUAGAUCCAUGCAGCCUCUUGAGUCUACUUCACCAAACCCUCUUGUGGAAGGCAGUGAAUGGGUUGGUUUGGUAUCUAAAGAACAUGCUUACUCAUUGCCCCCGUCUUCCUCUCUACUGUUGGGUUUGCCAGGUACACCUUUCCCGGUAUCCCCUUUAAGUGGUUCUACCAGACUGCUGCGCCAUCACCAGACAAUGUAUGGCAAUGGAAUUAAAACACUACACCCCUCUGUUGGCCAGGAAGACAGUAGUGAACAAAACUACAGGACUCCAGAAUACCUGAAAAAACACAUGGUGCGAAGAAGAAAGUUCAGACAGUCCCGCACCUUUGUUAACAAAGAUGGAUCUAUCCAAGUCACAAAGCAAUGGAAAGAAGACUAUGACUUUAAUGUAGACAGCAAGUUUACAAAUGACUCAAAGGAUAGAACCAUCAUCCGAGCCUUACAUGGCCCAUGGGAUUUCUCCCUGCAAGACACCAAUGAAGAAGUGCGGCUCAUCGUCCACAUGUGGAUAGGUCUGUUCUACAGCCGGUCAACAGACAGGUUCUUUCAUGUUGACUCAUACCCAUGUUCAGAAGAGAGUGAUUCUUUGGAGGUGUCCAGUGGAAUGGUUUAUGCUCCAGCUCAGUCUGAGCUCAAGGCCAAUUCAUUUGCUCCUUUCCCGAGUAUUACAGACACUUUGAUUUCAAAAGCUUUGGACUUCAGCAAAAAAGAUGACUCUAUGUUGGACGAAGGAUCUGGGAUUUUGGACUUGUCACUGAGAAACUCCAAUGCCGAGAUUGUCAGUCCAGAUCCACAAGUCAACAAAAAGGAGACUUCUGUGUCCAUUGAUCGGAAAGAAGCAAGUGAAACAUUAAACGCACUUGAGUCAUCCGUGGGACCACAGGAGGCAAUUGCAAAACAGCGUUCCAAAAAGAUGGUACACUCCAGAGAGAUCAUUAAUGAGAUGAAUGAUGUCAGAAGUUCCGAUGAAAAUAAGAGGACUUGUACCCCGUUGCAAAAUGCUGGGAGUCUGGAGCACACCAAUGUACCAUGUUGUAAAGGUGAUGGAACAACCAUUUCUGUACGAGAAGAAAUGGAAAGAGUAUCCGUUCAGCCAGAAAAUAAUCAAACGGCUUCAGGAAUUAGCCCCGUGUUACAUGGAUGCAACAAUAAGAAGACGGAUAUAAAGGAUGGAAUAGAAAAUUCAGAAGCUACAGAGAUGAGUUCAGUCCAAAAACAUGGAAUGGAUUCAUCCAAAUCUGUGACAGACGAAGAGGUAGACUCCAACAGAGAAGCAGGUGAUGCGCUUCAUACAGUUGAGCAUGAUGAAACUGAAACCAAAGAUGGGGAAAACUGGAAAGUGAAAGAAAAGCCAUACCAAGAAGGCAAUGUAGAACCUUCUCCAAAAGGGAGUCAUACAAAUGAGGAUCCAACAAACGAAGAAUUGGGUAUAGUGUGCAAUGGAAAUGGUUUGGAAAAUGAGAAGCAGUUGCCUCCAGAGGAGCCGAAAGCAGUUUCACCUAGCAAGGCUGAAAAUGUGAAUGAAGAUGUGGAUUGUUGUUCAGUGCACGAAGGUAAAGAGAUGGAAGAUGAAGAUCACAUUGGAAAAGAAGACGGACUUGAUGAGAAAGACGGUUGGAUUUCACCUGUGGACACUGACAGUGAAUUAAGUGAUCACCCAGUACCUAUAUGUGAUAGCCCAAACUCUGUAAAGACAGAUUGCGUCACAGAGAGUAAUCCAGAACCACCAUUGGAUGAGCAACCAUCUCAAGCUGACAACAAAGAAGAUCCCUGCCAUGAUUUGCAGUUGAGAAAGCUGUGUGCAAAUGGCAGUGUGUUGACAGAUGAACCUGCCAUUUCAGAAAAGUGUACUCAUGCUCCAUCAGAAAUGGAUCCUUUUUCUGAUGAACCUGCUGUUGAGAAAAGUUCAGAAAAUUAUAUUUGUUUGACAGAUAUGGUACAUUAUCAGAAGCUAGCAUUAUCCAUGUCUGACGACAAGUGCAAAGAUGAGCCUAUUCCCCAGACAAAUGACAGUGUUGAAACAGGAAGCCAAAACAAAGUAAUGGUAAACUUCCAUCAGAGUAGUGAUGAUCAUGAAGAUUGGGAUACCAAAGCAAUUAAGGGAGAGCAAAAAGUUGAUAACACAACUGAAAAAGAACUAUUUCAUCAUCAGACUCAUUCCCCUCAGUGCGAAGCUGAAGUGGAACUCACUAAAGAAACAGAUCUCAAACGGAACGACAAAACAAUUGAGGCAUUGGAAAAGAUCCAUAGUGAGGUUGUAAUUCCAUUUAUUGGAAUAGACACCUCUGGGGAGGGUAAAGUACGACCACAUGAUUCACACUCACAAGGCAAGGUUGAAAAAGUUGUUCAAGGCCAGGAAGAAAUACCAUUCAUCAGUGAAACUACCUACCCUGAAACGGUCUUACCCACAGAAGUAUGCAGCGCAUCUCAAAUGGACACUCAGAAGGCAGAACUGUCUGCUGGCAAAAUAUCACUUAUUGAUGCAAGUGAUACAAACCAUCUGGGAGGUGAGUCUGACGACCGAUGCUCCACCCCUACUAUGGAUGAGAAACCAUAUGAGUACAUAACUUCCUCUGGCCCUAGAAGUACUAGUGUUUCUGCCUUUAGUGGUAGUGAAACCUCCAAAAACACGACUCAGAAACGUCUUGGCAGAGGCUCAACAUCAAUUGAAGAUGAGAUGCCUCACAGGUCUACAGUUAACUGUGAUGCCAACCCUCACCUUGAUCCUCAUCCUGAUGUUGAACUAAGAACUCUAAGAGUUCUACGAAGUAUAGACAAGUUCCUCUCCAAAUCGAGCCUCGGUGACAAAUUCAGCCAGAUUGAAAAAGCUGAUAUGAAACGCACUCUUGAUCAAACCACUAACCCCAGAAGCAAGAACAUCACCACUUGCUUUGCGUCAAGCCAUACCUCAAUUGACUCUAAGGACAAGAAAAUGAGCAACACAGCACCAGCUUUGGUGCCAGCCUCUACCACACAAGAACCGAACACAGAAUCAACAGGUCACUUUCUUAUAUCACCUUUCAAAAUUAAAUUAGAGGAAGUACUUGGUGUUAAGUUGCAGCUACAGAAAACUGACUCAUCAGUUCAACGCUAUUUUGAAAGAACAGAUAACAUACAGGAAACCUCCCCAGGGCAAGAUUAUUGUCAAACCUACAGAUCCGUUCCCACUAUUGACAGUUUGGAAGCUAUUAACCCAAAUGUUGACCAGGAUGUACAUACAACAACAUCGCAAACUAAUUUAAGUCAUGAACCACGUUCAUACAGUCAGCGUCCUAUCAUGGCAGUGAAACCAUCUAAGAGUGAUGAAAGUCAAGGGGAUUACAUCUCUAAAAACAGACAAAUUGAAAACGCUGUAAUGUCACAUUUCUCCAAAGAUAAACAGUUUAAAAACCUCAAAGUUACAUACACCAUACCUGCUACCAUGCUCUUGGUGAAAAACACAGAAAGUCUCAAGAGAAGUUCUGAAGUAGUAAAUGUUGACAAGCAAGUGGCCAGUGAGGUUUCUUCAAAGAGCAGUUGGUUAUCAAAUGUUAGUGACAGUAAGUCACAAGACAUUUCAAAACUCAACAAGAUGCCCUCAUCCCUCCCUGUGCAGUCUUUCGAAUCUGCAAAAAGUUCCCCUAAGCUCGAUGGUGGAAACCAAGUUUCAGUUAAAAUUGAGCAAACAACUAAAAAGAGCAUUCAGAUGACUCAGAAAGACUGCUCUGUUGCAUCAACUUCACAUGCAGAUUUCAACGAUCUUUCCCUGGGACCUCAAAGCUCACUCACUUGUACGGUCCAUAACAACCCCCGGAAGAGAUCUUCUUCUUUUCUGGAGCAGGUUUCUCAGAGGUGCAUACAAGAUGACCUUACCGAGGCGUCAAUGGAGCAGGAGUGCCUUAUCUUCUCAGAAAAAAUGAAACAUCUUAUGAAAAGGACUAAGAGGGGACCCAUCAGCCAGCAGGACACACAUGACAAACUGAAUUUGCCUUGCACCAGUCCUUUGACUGUGCACUUUUGCAGUUUGGAGGAGCAGGACGAUUCAGUGGAUCACUUGACCACACAUUUGGACACACCGUUACUUGUUGGACAGAAAAUCAAGGUAGACAUGUCUGAGAGGAAAGACCUGGCAGAUUCCACAGAGGAGGAAAAGACUUUGCGUCUUCAAAACAUUUCUCAAAGAGCAGGGAACCUAAUGGAACAUGCUGGAGUUUCUGGUGUGACUUCAGAGUGUGCCAGGCUGUACAAGGCAAGGAUGAAAGAUGUUUGUGCUGUCAAAAAGGUCCCAUCUAGACCUAAGCACUUCAGAAUGGAUAUAGGUUACCCAAAGACUGAACCAGGGAACCAUUUUGACUUUUGUGAUCAAAUGAAGAGAGAGCUGGAUAAAAGUUUUCGCAGUAAUCUGAAUUCAGUUGUGAAGAAAUCCUGUAAAACAAAGUACAGAUUCUACAUAUUGGUGAUGUCAGAAGAUGCCUUCUUUGAGGAAACCAAGGCACAGUUGGAGGCAGAGGGCCACACUGCUGUACAGCCAUCCCAGUUCUUCCUUGAUGAGGAUAGUUCUUCAUCUCUGCUCAUCAUCCUCAGGAAUGAAGACAUUUCAGAGCACAUUUGUGAGGUCCCACAUUUGGUCAAGUUGAAGAUGUCACCAGGUGUGCAGUUUGCUGGAAUUGACGAACCAGAUGAUGUUGUGAACCUCACCCAUCAGGAGCUCUUCACGAGGGGCGGCUUCAUAAUGUUCGACAGCGCAGCGCUGGAGCCCCUCAGCCUUUGCAACAUGAAAACAAUGUCAGAAAUCUUGCAAGAGCGUAGCAGAACGGGGAGGUGGAAAUGGAUGAUGCACUACAGAGACAGCCGCCGGCUGAAAGAAAACGCGAGGUUAAGUAAAGAGGCAAAAGACAAGAAGCUCUUCCUAAACUUUUGCCAAGAAGCUGGAAUACUGGAGGUCUUGCCUUAUCACGAGUGUGACCUCAUGUCAAGGGACCUGCCCAACUAUCUCACAUGUUUGGUCCGUUUGCAGGUCCAGAAUAUAUCGGCCCGUUACCCUAUUUUUAUUACCGAUACAACAACAGACAGCGCAUUUGGAAAGAACGGAAUUUUGACGAUGACCCUCCAAUCUUUCCUCACGAGUUCUCCAAGCGAAACAUUUACAGCCUGACCUGGAGAAAGUCAGAUAACACACAAACUGUGCAAGAACAAUAAAAAACCUGCUGGAUGUGAGGAGAAACCUGCAACCUAUCAUUUCAUGGUGAUUUCAAACAUACUACAUUGUAUGGAGCAAUAAUUAUUGAUUUAAGAUUUGACAUGUUCUUUUGUUUCAUUUGUCCACUAAGUUAUCAGUCAGUUAAUGGUUAGAGUGACAAAAAUGCCAAUAUACAGGCAGUUGUACUGUGUAUAUACUGUAUUCACUUUGUAAUAUAUUUUUAUUGUAAAUCGUUUUUUUAAAAGUUUAUAUUUUGUGUUCUUUACAAUCUUGGCGUCUUACAUUUGCAGCACAAUCAUUAGUGUUUGUUUUAAGUACAGUUUGACAAUAAAGCUAAAUUAGGCUGUUUUCAGAUGGUAUAUAAUGUAUAUAUUUAAGUAUAAUACUGCACACUGUACAGGUUGCUGACAGUUAUCCUCAACUACAGUGUUAAUAAGGAGCACAACAGUUUAACAUUAUUACUAAGAUAUUUGCUAUGUUUAUAUUUGAUGACUCCCUACAGAGAAAUUUGACUGAGAAUAAAGAUGUUUCUUUAAUUGUUUUGCUUUAAAAAUAAUCACCCACACACAACAAAUCACCUGACUACACACAGACCAUCCUAACUGGAAAAAAAGGCAGGUGACAAUGUUAAGAAUGGAAGGAUGAAGUGGCCUGCGGUUCAAAACGGCAAAUUUACUGUCUUUAGGAUUUGUGUGUAGGUAAAUGAAUACACUCAUAAACACGCAACGGAGAAUCAUAAGUAAGAACUUUAACCAGAAGAGGGCCUCACUUAGAAUACAAAUCUCUUCGACAGGAGUGUUCUGGUCAAGACAGCAGCAGCACGUCAUACAGAAGGUUGCAAAACCUUAAAGGUCAUAAUGCUAUAACUGAUUCCAUUAAAUUGGAUCAGCAGAUAGCAUGAGAAGGAUAAAGUACAACUGAUAAAAUUAGAAAGGUGCAGUCAGUUGAGUGCAGACCUCCGUAGGGUGUGUCUGCAACCACCAUUGCUGUAAUGUUUGAUAGAAUCACCCUCAACUGUCUUAAGAGUAGACUGCAAGUGUAUCACACGUGUUUUUCACUCGCAUACGAUGUCAUUGUAAUCUAUGCAGUGGUUCUGCACCGGCUCUAUGUAGGCGUAUACCGUCCUCCAUCCAUCCAUUUUCCUCCGCUUAUCCGGGGUCGGGCCGCGGUGGCAACAGG